Diplodia corticola is the source of this 1527-nucleotide messenger RNA. RefSeq names its product cytochrome p450. The coding region runs from base 1 to 1527 and encodes 508 amino acids. The transcript is spliced from 3 exons. Gene Ontology annotation, molecular function: oxidoreductase activity, acting on paired donors, with incorporation or reduction of molecular oxygen; heme binding; iron ion binding. NCBI's taxonomy places the organism in Eukaryota, Fungi, Ascomycota, Dothideomycetes, Botryosphaeriales, Botryosphaeriaceae. The record is from RefSeq and is a predicted model, not a curated record.
AUGGCCGUACUUGUGCGUGAACCUACGUUUGCUCAGCUUGUGGGAGCCGGAGUUGGGCUGUUGUCCUUCUACCUUAUCGCCGGUGCAGUAUACCGCCUUUAUCUUAGCCCAUUAGCUAAAUUCCCCGGCCCAAAACUUGCCGCACUCACGCUUUGGUACGAGUUCUACUUCGACGUCGUACUUCGUGGCCAGUUUACUUUUCACAUCCGGGAGCUACACAAAAGAUACGGUCCGAUUGUCCGCAUAAACCCAUACGAGCUGCACGUCGACGAUCCGGAUUUCUACGAACAGCUCUACGGCGGAUCCGGCAGAAGAGUUGAGAAGCUGCCGUGGUCGGCAGCCAUGUUUGGCAACGACACGAGCAUGAUUGCUACCGUGUCACAAGAACAUCACCGCGCCCGGCGGGCACCACUAAACGCAUUCUUCUCGAAGCAAUCGGUAUACAAACUGGAGCCAAUGAUCCGCAAUGCUGUCUCGCUGCUGUGCAGUCGUUUCGAAGAGUUUCGGGAAUCCAAGGAGCCGAUUGUGCUUAACAAUGCAUUCUCAGCGCUGACGACGGAUAUAAUCACUGAAUAUAGCUUCGCAAAGAGUGCGGGCAUGACACUGAAGCCCUACUUCUCGCCAGAAUAUUCAAAGUCGUUGAUUACCACAUCUGAGUUCUCGCUCCUUAACAAGCAGUUUCCGUUCGUUCUGCAUCUGCUCCGAAGGCUUCCCGACUGGCUGGCUGUGAAACUGGAACCGAACACCGCUGCAUUGAUCGAAUUUCAAAAGGGAAUCGAAGAACAGCUUCUACCAAUUAUGGAAGGCCGGAGCACCGAAAGUCAAACGAGCACGAAGCAACCGACCAUUUUCCAUGCACUCCUCCAGAGCAGUCUUCCCGAUUCCGAGAAGCAGCUCCAGCGCCUUAUUGAUGAGGGGCAGACUAUUGUCGGCGCCGGUUCAGUUACUACGGCCCAUUAUCUCACAGUGACAUCCUACCACAUUCUGGCAAAUCCUCACGUCCUGCAAAUGCUCCAAGAAGAGCUUCAACCUCUCAUGGCAAAUGGAACUGCAUUGCCAUCUCUUCGUUCUCUGGAGCAACUGCGAUACCUGAAAGCGGUCAUCAAUGAGGGUUACCGCAUAUCUUACGGCAUCACUGCGCGCCUUACACGAGUAUCUCCUGAUGCAUCGCUUGGAUAUAGGGACUGGCUUAUCCCUGCUGGCACACCAGUGGGCAUGACCUCCGUUCUAAUUCACGAAAACGAAAGGCUUUUUCCCGAACCGACGGAAUUCCGACCGGAGCGUUGGCUGCAGCCGGGCGCGCAGCAACUGGAAAAGUAUCUAGUAACCUUCAACAGAGGAAGUCGAGCAUGUUUGGGCCUGAACCUGGCGGGAGCUGAAAUUCCUCUGGCGCUGGCAGCGGUCUUUGGUGGACGUUUUGGGCUAGAGCUGUUCGAGACGGAUCGGAGCGAUGUGGAUCUGAAGCACGAUUUCUUCAACCCUAGCCCGAGGUUGGAUUCCAAGGGUGUGAGAGUCGUUUUCACCUGA